This is a messenger RNA of Nematolebias whitei (Rio pearlfish), 3847 nucleotides long. It is a transcript of the gene osbpl5, whose product is annotated as oxysterol binding protein-like 5. Gene Ontology annotation, biological process: phospholipid transport. The record is from RefSeq and is a predicted model, not a curated record. Bases 255 to 2864 code for a protein of 869 amino acids. NCBI's taxonomy places the organism in Eukaryota, Metazoa, Chordata, Actinopteri, Cyprinodontiformes, Rivulidae. Gene Ontology annotation, molecular function: sterol binding. Gene Ontology annotation, cellular component: membrane; intracellular membrane-bounded organelle; cytosol. The transcript has 23 exons.
ACCGCAGCAGGAGGAUCCACCACAGUCCACCUCGCGCGCUCUCCAUGUUGAAACGGAGCAACUUCUGCGGUUCUCCUCAAGCCAGCUGCCUCCCCACCGCUCCCUGCUAUGACACCGAACUGGGAAGGAAUCAGCAACACUGUAUGAGCGCUGCCCUCGACAUAAGAAAACGGUGAGACAGACUGAUCCAACAGAGAGACCUCUUCAUGCUGUAUCUCCUGUGGUUCAGGUGAAAGGAUAAGCAAACUGUCAGGAUGAAGGAGGAGAAUUUAUUCCAUCGAAGGCUAUCUCUUUGCCCUAGUGCCACCUCCCCACCAAAAAUUGAUCCUCGCACACUUACUCGGAACCUGUCUUAUGGAGGAGGCAACGAGAUCUACAACCUCAGUCCAGGCAGUGAGACAGACAGGAACGCUCUCUCCAUGCUGAGUAAUGAGUUUAGUCCUGCCCAGUCACCAGACAGCAAGUCUGAGUCCAGGAUGUUUAAUGGUGUUGAGAAGGACUGCCCCUCCCCCACCGAGAAACUGGCUCGAAAGGAGUCUCUCAAGGUUCAAAAGCAGAAUUAUCGGCAGGAAAAGAAACGGGCAGCUAAAGAACUCUCCAGUGCACUUGAGGACCCCAGUGUUGUCAUCAUGUCCAACUGGCUCAAGAUCCGUGGUUACUUAAAAGGUUGGACCAAGCUGUGGUGCGCCCUGAAACCUGGUGUACUUUUAAUCUAUAAGACUCCUAAAACAGAUCACUGGGUGGGCACCAUUCUUCUCAACGCAUGCAAGCUUAUUGAGAGACCCUCUAAGAAGGAUGGCUUCUGCUUCAAGCUCUUCCACCCACUGGAGAAAUCCAUCUGGGCUGUAAAGGGUCCCAAAGGAGAAAAUGUUGGUUCCAUCACACAGCCUUUACCCAGCAACUACCUGAUCUUCAGAGCAGCGUCAGAGUCUGAUGGCCGUUGCUGGAUGGAUGCCCUGGAGCUGGCUCUGAGCUGUUCCAGUCUGUACAAGCUGACUGCCAAAGCUGGGAAAGAGGGCGAUAUCAGCAUCUCUCCAGAGUCCCGACACAUACUCCACCUGCUGCAGUCCUCCCCACUCACUGAUGCAGAGCUUCAACAGUUGCAUGAGGCAUCCCUGCUUGGCGAUCCCCACAUGGAGCAUGACGCCUUCUCUGACAAAUCAGAGCGAGAAACUCACGACGACUGGGACACAACAGCCAAUGACAAUGGUGGAAGGCUGACCGAGGAGAGCGACAUAGAGCAGUUAGACGAGAUGCCCCCCGCACCACAAGCCACUGCCUAUGUGGAGCAGAGCGCAGAGGAGAUGGCUGAGGCUGGUGAAGCUUCUCAGGUCGAGACCGUAUCAGACGAGAACAAGGGUCUGAUCUGGGGUCUGCUGAAGCAGCUGCGACCGGGCAUGGACUUGUCAAAAGUGGUUCUGCCAACGUUCAUCCUGGAGCCCCGCUCCUUCCUAGACAAGCUGUCUGACUACUACUACCAUGCAGAUCUGCUCUCACAGGCUUCACUAGAAGAGAGCGCUUAUGGUCGGAUUAAGCAGGUGCUAAGAUGGUACCUGUCUGGCUUCUACAAGAAGCCAAAAGGGCUGAAAAAGCCAUACAACCCAAUCCUGGGGGAGACAUUUCGCUGCUGCUGGCUUCAUCCUCAGACUGACAGCUGCACCUUUUACAUAUCUGAGCAGGUGUCCCAUCAUCCACCCAUCUCUGCGUUUUAUGUCUGCAAUAGAAAAGAUGGAUUUUGUAUCAGUGGGAGCAUCUUGGCCAAGUCUAAGUUCUAUGGUAACUCUCUGUCAGCUAUUUUGGACGGCAAAGCCAGGUUGUUGUUCCUGAGCAGGGAUGAGGAGUAUGUCAUCACCAUGCCCUACGCUCACUGCAAAGGCAUCUUGUAUGGCACCAUGACGUUGGAAAUGGGAGGGAAAAUUACUAUUGAAUGUGAGAAAACUAAAUGUUUUGCUGAGCUGGAGUUCAAACUGAAGCCUUUCCUCGGAGGCUCCGGUUCUGUAAACCAGGUCAGCGGGAAGAUCUUUGUGGAAGAGGAGCUCAUGGCCACUGUAGAUGGACACUGGGACAGCGAGGUGUUUAUUCAGGAGAAGCGCUCAAGCCUGCAAGACACGUUAUGGAACCCAACUCCAGACAUUCGCAGCAGGCGGCUCAAGCGACAAGUGGUCCAGUUAGAGCAGCAGGGGGAGUUCGAGUCAGAACGACUGUGGCAGCAGGUGACACAUGCCAUCAUGGAGCGGGACCAAGUGCAGGCGACCCAGGAGAAGUUUGUGCUGGAGGAGGCUCAGAGGCGAGAGGCCAAAGAGAGGGGAGACAAACCCUGGAUCCCUCAGCUUUUCCAGCUGGACCCCAUCACCUCAGAGUGGACCUAUAGGCACAUGGACACUCGGCCGUGGGACCCUGAGGUUUGUCUUGUUCAGUUUGAGAAGGACAGAGUGAUUCAGACACACGAGAAGAGCUCGAGACAACCCAACGGGAUCUCCUACAGCCACAGCUGGACCCGUCAGCACAAGGCCAAAGUGAACGGGAAGCACCGGAAAGCGAGCAGCCAGCCGUCCACCUGCAGCCAGAACACCGAGAGCAGCAGCUCGACACCUGAACCCACACACGAGUCCUCAGACAAUGAAGGUUUUUCCAACCAGUGUGCUCGCUGCAAUAAAGAGAAGAAGGACUUUGCACUGAUAGAGGCCUCCAUCACAUCUAUACAGAAGACACAGCGAGAUAUUCAAAAGAACCUGGUGACUCUGAGUCGUCAGCUGUCUCAUCAGAGGGAAACGGACGACGGCGUGUCAUUAACGGGCCGUCACUGCCUCAUCCUCUGCGUCCUACUCCUCUCCCAGCUCUUCCUCAACUACGUCUUCACCUGAGCCAGAUCCUCUGGGGGAAGUUUCCCCUCCAGCACCGAUCUGCACACUCUACUGAGCAAAAAGGGACCGAGGUGUCAGAUCAGCGUUAGGAGGGUCUCUUUGUCCCUUUGUUUCUUGUACAAGCGGAGGAGCAGGGGCUUUAAAGCAAUAAAACAGCCACAGCCUUCCUGUCUGUCAUCUGCAGAGAGGAGCAGCUCCUCCUAGUGUAGCGAGACUAAAACAGCACUGGCACCCACGCACUUUGAACAGGAGAGGGAAACAAACAGCACGAGUAAUAGGAGUCAAAACACACGAUGGAGAAUGAUUAGAGCUUAAAAAAAGAGCAGAGGAUAUUUCACCAUUCCUUAGUGUCUUUUUUAAUUUUUCCCUGCAACACUGUUCACCUGUGAGCGUGCCUGUACGUGUGUUGUUUGUAUUUACAGUAGGCCCUAUGGGCACAAAGAUCACGGCUCCGACUUCUUCCUCUUCCACUCCAGAUUCUGGGCCUUAACGCUGAAGCCAAAAACAACUCCUAUAUCAGAUACAGACAUGAAGAAACAGUGCAAUUGUUGAGUUUCGUCACUCGAAUGUUCACUCGAAUAACACUCUGUCUCGUCUUUUUAAAAAUGAUUUUACCAAAAACAGUAUUUAUAAUCUGAAAGGACAACGAGUAUUUGUUUACAGGAGAAACUUUGACACAUUGAGAGAAAAUAAUGAAUGAGGCGGGGCAGAGAGCCAAAUAGUGUCUUUGUAUUUGUGCCUGUACUGCUGUAUGUGAGGGGAUAAUAAGUACUGAUUCAGACCGGGAACAGUUUCUACAAUCACACAAAGAAGGAACAUAAAACAAAUGGAAGUUUAUAAAAAGAACUAUAUGUGAGCCUAAAUGAAGAGAGAUUUGUCAGCAUCUUGGUGGACGCCACGUUCAAGUGACUGUCUAAGAUGUAAACACUUAGUUAAAAAAAAAAAAAAAAAAAUUCCUUUUAAUCAGUUUGUAUAUAUUUGUU